AUGGACUCAGAGCUGACAGAGUACCAUGUGGUCAUGGAAGCAGGAAGUGAGGCUCUACACCUAAUCCACUUACCUGCUACGAGCAACGUAACAGAGAAUGCUCUACCUGAGACUUCAGUGCACAAGUUUUCUGUGAAAUUAUCAGCAUCACUGUCACCUGUGAUCUCACGGUUUCCCCUAAUAAUCAACUCGAAUCCUCUCACCGAAGCCUUCAGGGUGAACAGGCUGUCAGACACUGACUUUGAGGUUGUCACCACUGGGAAGGAGCAACUAGAUUUUGAAACAGGACCAAAGAUAUUUGAUUUGCAAAUUUACAUUAAGGAUGAUGUUGGUGCCACUGACCUGCAGGUCCUAACUGUCCAGGUAACAGAUGUGAAUGAGCCACCUCAGUUUCUAGGCAACUUGGCCAAAGGUCAAGACCUCUACAUAGUGGAAGGAGCAAACCCUGGAUUCAUUUACCAGGUUGAGGCCUUCGAUCCAGAAGACACAAGUCGAAACAUACCCCUCAGUUAUGCCCUGGUUUCUACCACAAAGAACUUCAGAAUGUCUGCUGAUGGUAACUUCUUCUCCACAACAGAAUUUGACUUUGAAGCAGGACACAAUAGUCACGAUCUCAUCGUGGAAGUGAGAGACAGCCAAGGGCUCAGAGCCUCCACAUCACUGCAGGUGAACAUCGUGAACAUCAACGAUGAAACCCCGCGCUUCACCAGCCCAACUCGAGUGUAUGUGAUUCCAGAGGAGCUGGGUCCAGGAACCAUUGUGGCCAAUGUCACAGCUGAGGACCCUGAUGAUCAAGGUUUUACCAGCUUCCUCCUCUACAGCAUCACUACUGUUAACAGCUAUUUCAUGAUAAAUCAGUUGACUGGUACCAUCCAAGUGGCCCGCAGGCUAGACCGAGAUGCGGGCGAAUUAAGACAAAAUCCUACCAUUUCUCUGGAAGUUCUGGUGAAGGAUAGACCUUUUGGGGGUCAAGAGAAUCGCAUGCAGAUAACCUUCAAGGUGGCGGACAUUAAUGACAACCCUGCUACUUGCAGCACGUUCACCUUCAGCAUUUUGGUGCCUGAAAGAGCGGCCAAGGGAACGUCACUUCUGGACCUGAACACAGUCUGCUUCGAUGGUGACAGUGAAGCACCAUACAGCCAGUUCAACUUCACCACACCAUCUGGAGUGGGGAGCAGCAGCAGAUUUUUACAGGAUCCAGCUGGCUCUGGGAAAAUUGUGUUGAUUGGUGAUCUAGAUUAUGAAAAUCCAAGUAAUCUAGCAGCCGGCAAUAAAUACACUGUGGCAAUCCAGGUGCAGGAUGUUGCCCCUCCUUACUAUAAAAAUAACAUCUACCUUUAUGUCCUGACAAGCCCAGAAAAUGAGUUUCCUCUUCUCUUUGAUGGGCUGCCCUAUGUAUUUAACGUGUCAGAAAUAAGCCCAGCUGGAACUAGGGUUGGACAGGUGCGAGCCUCUGAUAAAGACUUCCCGCAGAGCAGCAUCUUGUACUCCAUCUCCACUGGAGGGGCCAGCCUCCGGUAUCCAAACAUAUUUUGGAUUAAUCCCAAAAUGGGAGAACUCCGGCUGGUGACUAAAGUGGACUACGAGACAACUCCCAUCUAUAUUCUCCGAAUCCAGGCCACCAACGGCGAGGACACGAGCUCAGCCACUGUUACUGUGAACAUCCUGGAUGAAAAUGAUGAAAAGCCAAUUUGUAUCCCAAACUCUUAUUUCCUGGCCAUCCCAGUGGAUCUGAAAGUUGGCACAAAUAUUCAAAAUUUCAAGCUGACAUGUACUGAUCGUGAUUCCAGCCCCAGGUCUUUUCGUUACUCCAUUGGCCCAGGUAAUGUCAACAGUCAUUUCACCUUCUCUCCCAAUGCUGGGUCCAACGUUACACGCCUGCUCCUUGCAACUCCCUUUGACUAUACUGGUGGGCUUGAUACGAACUGGGACUACAACCUACUCAUCUACAUAACUGAUGACAACUUGCUGUCCAGCAGGAAGAAAGCAGAGGCUCUUGUUGAAACAGGGACAGUGACGCUGAGUAUUAGUGUCAUUCCUCACCCAACCACGAUUGUCACCACGGCCCCCAGGCCCAGGAUCACCUACCAGAUCCUGAAGAAAAAUAUAUAUUCUCCAUCAGCGUGGUACGUGCCUUUUGUCAUCACUCUGGGCUCCAUAUUGCUUCUGGGUCUCCUUGUUUCCCUGAUCAUCCUGUUGGCCAAAGCCAUCCACACACACUGUCCCUGCAAGACUGGGAAGCACAAGAAGCCUCUGGUGAAGAAAGGAGCCAAAAUGAAGUCUACUAAGGGAGAAGUCGUGGUGGAAACAAUCCAGAUGAGCACUGUCUUUGAUGGAGAAGCCAUAGACCCAGUUACUGGGGCAAAAUAUGAAUUCAACUCAAAAACUGGAGCCAGAAGGUGGAAAGAUCCCUUACCGGAAAUGCCACAGUGGAGAGAGUCUGGACCCCAAGGAGCUGCACUGAGCAGAGCGGUCUCUGAGGAAGGGACCAGGCCACUGAGGAGCACCGACAAGGAAGGAGAUGGGCUGAGUGGCCAAGCGCAGGCAGAGGCUGCAGGCCCUGGUUUCAGAAGCCAGGAUGGCAAGCCAGGCAUCCCAAAGAACAGAAACGCAGCCCUCUCGAGCAGGUCUUCCCCCAUGCUGCACCCAGGAAUUUAAGCAGUCUGGUUGCUGGUCCCAUGGCGGAGCACAGGGGAGGGACCUUUACUGAGGGAGGGACCUUGACCCUAAAUUCCAUGAGGGCAUUUGAGUUUCCAUAAAAGUCGAAAUGUGGCCUGAAGGGACUUGGAGAUCCAGAGUCCCAAGUGGGAUGUUUAAAACAACGGAAAGGGCUUCGAUCGCUUAGCUACCUUUUUCUGAGAUGGUACAGAAGAAACUUCUCUCAGGUCUCUGUGCUUCUGAUCAGCUGGACUGUUACCUUUCGGAUGCAGAACCGUUGUGCUGCUUCUUCCCGUUGACUGCUGGGAAACUCCAUUCGGAUCACGCCUAGGAAGUGUGCAGAGCUCCCUGACAUAAAUGCCAAGAACCUCCCUCACAUCCGAUUUCACCUUAUUUUGCUGGCCUCAUUUUACUGUCACCCAGAUUUCAACACCAUACACCUUUGUAAGUCACUGGAAAUCUUUUUCAAAAGAAGCAGGGCAGUGAAAAAAAGUGAGCAAGUGAAUAAUGAGCUGUUUA
Pteropus alecto (black flying fox) is the source of this 3177-nucleotide messenger RNA. It is a transcript of the gene CDHR3, whose product is annotated as cadherin related family member 3. Lineage: Eukaryota; Metazoa; Chordata; Mammalia; Chiroptera; Pteropodidae. Gene Ontology annotation, cellular component: membrane. The transcript has 19 exons. The coding region runs from base 1 to 2658 and encodes 885 amino acids. Gene Ontology annotation, molecular function: calcium ion binding. The record is from RefSeq and is a predicted model, not a curated record. Gene Ontology annotation, biological process: homophilic cell-cell adhesion.